AGAGAGAGAGAGAGAGAAAUUAUUUUUCCAUAGACUUUGGAAUGUGUUUGACUAGAUUCUUCGAUCUAAAUAAAGUAGUGCAUGUGUGUGUAUGUGUGUGUGUGGAUCAUGCUCGUUGAUGAUUAUGAUGAUGGAAACGAAAAAAAGAAUAAUGUCUGUGUAUAUAUUGGGUUUGUAUUUGUGUGAGUACAGAUUGUGAAUCAAUAACAAGAAGACUUACUUACACUCAAAAAAAAAAAAAAAAACAAUUCAACAGAAAACAAACGAAACCCGAGAACCAAAUGUCGAGAAAAGGUCUCUCUUUCUCUCUUAUUUGAUCGACGGCUUUAUGAAAAUGAAAAGGUAAAAAAAACGAUACUAUAUUGUGUUUUCUCUGUAUACUUGGUGGUGGGAAUCGAAUGGUGGUGGGUGUUUCACCAAAAAAUCUCUGUCCUUGUCUUUUUUUUUGGAUUCAUUAUAAUUGUAAUGUAACUUUUGAAUCAAAAAAAAAGAAUCUGUUUUUUUUCUGUCUUUGUCAUUGUUACCAUUUUUUUUUGGUCAUUGGCUCUACGUGAUCCAUCAAAAUUUGGCUGUUCAUUUUUUUUUCAUUUUCUUUUUUUAGUUCAUUCAUUAUCAAUUUCAUUUUUUUGUUGUUUGGACCCCGUUAUAUUUGGAUUUGUAAAUGAACAUAGUAAUAUAUAACACAUUGUAUUGUCCAAUAUUGUGUGAUUUUCGUAAUGAUCAAAAAUAUGUAUGUGUAGCGAAAUGACUUCUUCACUGCACAAAUUUCAACGACAAUCGUUGCUGAAUGCACGCGAGCCUAUCGCUUUACGAUAGAAUUCUUUAAUGUCCAUUACACCAAGUUAACUGGUUUUUUAGCGGUUAUGUUGUAAAAUUAUCAUCAAUAAAAUAUUGAUUAAAAUGUUUGCCAAACAAUCAUCAAUGCCAUCGACAUUAAAAGCCUCAUUAUUAUUAUUAUUGCUUUUACAAUUGAAUUUCUGCUAUUUAAAUGCCAUUGAUUGUUUCAGAUGUACAUCGUUUGGUGGUGCCAAUCAAUGGUGUGAAGAUCCAUUCCAUAAUAAUUAUUCAUCCACUAUUCUACAAUCACCAUGUUGGACUGGACGAAAAGGUCGUGAUGGACUUUAUCCAGCAACCGCUUGUAUCAAAUUGAAUGGUCGUUUCGAGGAUAAUGGUGAAACAAUGAUUGUUCGAGAUUGUGCAUUGGAUUCCGGUUCAUUGACAACAGAUACUGAACUUGUCCGAAUGUCACAUUGUGGUGGAUUUUAUUUCGACAAUCGUUAUGUCAAAGGAUGUGUUCAAUCAUGUUCCGAGAAUGCCUGCAAUCAGGCCAGCAGUUUAUGCAGACAAAUCAACUAUACAAUAUUGUUUACCUUGUUUUUAUCAUUUGUGUUGCAAAAUCCAAUUUCUUCAAUCAAUAUGGAAAUAUAAAUCUUUUUUUCCAAUCUUAUCUUAUCCUAGGAAUGAAGAGGAUUAAUCAA
Messenger RNA from Dermatophagoides farinae (American house dust mite), 1478 nucleotides. The record is from RefSeq and is a predicted model, not a curated record. Lineage: Eukaryota; Metazoa; Arthropoda; Arachnida; Sarcoptiformes; Pyroglyphidae.